Colletotrichum lupini is the source of this 558-nucleotide messenger RNA. RefSeq lists its product as uncharacterized. Bases 1 to 558 code for a protein of 185 amino acids. Gene Ontology annotation, biological process: transmembrane transport. The transcript has 3 exons. Lineage: Eukaryota; Fungi; Ascomycota; Sordariomycetes; Glomerellales; Glomerellaceae. Gene Ontology annotation, molecular function: transmembrane transporter activity. The record is from RefSeq and is a predicted model, not a curated record.
AUGGCAAAACCAGAAACGGCCCCAGCAACCUUUGUAGUUGACGAAAAUGGCGCUGAAGGGGCGAGCGUUCCAGUUGUCGUUGAUUGGGAAGGAGAUGACGAUGCUGAGAAACCAACAAAUUGGUCAGUGUCGAAGAAGUGGAUCAACGUCCUUCUCAUGUCAACACUCACCCUGAUCUCGCCAUUCGGCUCUUCAAUGUUCGCACCCAGUACGAGCGAGACAAUGAGAGAGUUUCACUCCACCAACGUGGAUCUCGAAUCCUUCAGUGUUUCCAUCUUCGUGCUUGGCUAUGCUUUCGGACCUUUGAUUCACGGACCUUUGAGCGAGCUUUACGGCCGGCUAAUUCUCUACCACAUCAACUCCCUCCUCUUUAUCCUAGCCAAUGUUGCUUGCGCACUGUCAAUUUCACUACCGAUGCUCAUCGUCUUCCGUCUCAUCACUGGCCUCGUUGGUUCCUGCCCGUUGGCUAUCGGUCGAGCUAGCGUCUCGGAUUUGUUUAUCCAGGAGGAACGAGGAAAGGGGCUUGCGGUCUGGAACCUACCAGUGCUUUUAGGGUAG